Messenger RNA from Saccostrea cuccullata (small rock oyster), 2817 nucleotides. RefSeq lists its product as uncharacterized. The coding region runs from base 472 to 2058 and encodes 528 amino acids. The transcript is spliced from 4 exons. The record is from RefSeq and is a predicted model, not a curated record. Lineage: Eukaryota; Metazoa; Mollusca; Bivalvia; Ostreida; Ostreidae.
AAUUCCACGGAAUCUCAAUUUCUUUAUAAUCUGCUGGUAGAAAAUUAUGCGGAAUUCUUUGACUGUCACUAUAUGCCUUACAUUUAUUUGAAGUAAGCUUGGACAAAUUUCCGCGGAAAUUAAUAUCAGACACGCAGAGAAAAGUACUUCUACAGAAUUUGAAUGAAUACUGAUGAGUUAUAAAUCAAGUUUCAUGUCAUUUUGUUCCAAUGUUUUUUUAUGAAAUUUAUAUGAUCUUUAUUGAUAAGUUUUAAACUUAGAUUUUUGGCGGAACUAUUGCAUUCUCAAUUUUAUAUGAGAGCCAGAUUACACUUAAGUUUUGCCAAUAAGGAAUAGCAUUGUCUUGCAUUAAUUGCCAGUGUUAUCAUGGUUAUACUCUCAGAAUGCUUUUUUUCCCUCAAAAUUUAGUAUUAUGAAUACCUUCAUUGAUUAAGUAAUUAAGAAAUAAAAAUUUUAUUUUUUAAUAGAGCCAUGCCAAAUCAUCCAAAGCAUGCUCUUGUUUUAUUUGACUGGGAUGGAUUUACUUCAAUUGUCGAGAGCUCCAGGGUUCAAAGUUCAACAAGAGGGGUCCUGUCCAGAUCUAGCAGAGGGUCUCUCUCAUAUGAUGGACAACUGCACAAAGUUGAAAUCCUUCAUUUAUCAGACACCAAAGAACAGCUUGAGGACUAUGAUACAGAAUGGGCACAGACGCAUCGAGCAAAGGCAAUUGAUGAGGAAAAGGAGAGAAGGCAAGCUUCCAGGGGACGUAGGAAGAAAGGUGGCUACUUGGACAUCUGGAACGAUCCUGGUAUUAACACACAAGAUGACACAGAUGAAGAUCUACCAGAUCCCACUGUAGAACAGAACACAGAGAGGCGACAACAUGAAACAACACAACAGGGCAGAAACAAUGGAUCUGUUAAGCAGGGGUCUAAGGGACGGAAGAUAACAGUGCUGUAUGAAGGAUCGGCGGAUUUGACCAAUUCGAAUGCUUCACCAAUGCGCAGUCCUGUGUACUUGGAUGACCUCUCCUCAGAUGAAAGGGAAAUUGUGCAGCAGCAAGUCGUGUUUCAUGAAGCUGGGAAAGUGAGCUCCACUUCUCAAACGGAUAAAGUUAUCGUGGUUCAAGAUGAAAAGGAGAUCUUGGAACUAAUUAGUGGCAGCAACAAAACAGACAGCACAGUUCAGACUUCACCUGCCUCCUCCGUCGGAAGAGCAACACAGACAUCUGUAGUUAAGAGUUCUGUGAUGAUGGAUGCUGCAGUGCAAGCCGAAGCUCCUAAUCAUCAAAAUCCUCAUAAUCCUCAUGAAAGUGGGACAUUACAUGAGAAGCUUGAUGAAAUCUUAGCCAUUCUUAGGGGACAGCAGCAGUGUGACCGAUCAAUAAGUGCCAGUGAGGUGUACAGAUGGGCAGUGAACAAUGUGCCAAAUGGCAGCACCAUCCAGACCACACCAUCCAUUACAAUCAUCCCACCAGAGGAACCAACAUCAACCCCAGUUAUCCAAGAAAUAGCUGUUAAAACCAUGAACAUUCCAACCAUUGUAAGUGAACUUUCACCAAUCAACAAUUCAGAGAACUGCCGAAGAGAAAAUACAGAUGAAGAUGAAGACACCACCACUACUGCCAAUCCACCACCAACAAAGAGAGCCCUUUUCUCAACCACAACCACCUCAUACAGUGACCGAACGCCAUUGAGAGAGUUACCGGAAAACAGGAAGAGAAAAAGGACUCUUAUUCCCAGCUGCCCAUCCAACCACACUGUAAAGGAAAUCUCGUGUCCUGACGACAUCGAGCCAGGAAGACUGGAGUUCAGAAUAAGGAGGGACGUUCUGGAAAAACUAAAGGGUUCAUCAUGUUCUGAGGGUAACUUUAUGUGGAAUGUGGCUAAAACAGUUUAUCAUGAUUGGGAGUUGAGGGGCCGAAACGUGUUUGGAAGAAAAAGUCGGGAUCCACUUUCUCCGAGACGAGUUCAUUUGAUGGAACACAUCUAUAUUGAUUAUUGUGGAGAUGACUUUGAUGCAUAUGUGAAAGCCAUGGGCGCCAUCAACAGUGGUAUCCGUUCAAUUUCCAGGAAGUGAUUUUUCAGUGAAUCUGUGAACAUGUGAUGAUCCUUCCUUUAUUUAUUAAAUGGACUUUUGAAUCUGCGUUACCAGUCGUAAAAAGCAUUUCAAGCAUAAACUUUUUGUUUUCCUGAAAAUCAUGUCUUUAUAUUAUAAUGCUACAUGUGUAGUUUGUGUACCAGUAUGUUCAUUUUAGAUUAUUUAUUAUUUGAAUCUAACCAGAGCUUUAAUGAUAUUGGGUUAUUUAAUGCUACAAGUAUGUGAAAGCCACAGACAUCAUCAACAGUGAAUCUGUGUACAUGUUAUGAUCCUUCCUAUUUUUAGAUGGAUUUUUGUAUAGUAAAAUAAAAUGUUUCCAGCAUAAAUAUUUUGUUUUUCUCGAAAGGAAAUCACUGAUUAUGAUUUUUUUAAUUGUAUCACUACAUGUGUUUAUUGUAAAUUAUUUAUUGUUUGAAACUUACUAGAGCAUAAUAUUGGAUUUAAUACUAUCAGUGUGUUUGUAUUGAGGAUUAUUUAUUUAUUGUAAGCAAGUGUCUGUAAUACUUUGAUACUUAGAGUUAGUAAUAAAUCAUCAAAAACUUUGCAACUGGUGUUUUAUGUAAGUUAUCCUAUUUUUUUUUCUAUACAGUAUAAGGGUAUUUCAAGUUUUCUUUCAAUGAUUAGUGUCCACAUUAAAAACAGAAGUUUUGCUAAUCACUCAAUCAGAUAAUCAAAAUCAGGAAAUAGAAUUACAAUUUUCAAGAAAUUUCUCAGCAACAAUUGAAAAUUUUCUUCAUG